ACAACAUGGUACGCGGCAUAUCGCUGUUCCACUUGACCCUCGCAGUCGUUAUGCUCAGGAGUCCGGCCCUCAUUGCCAAUCAAGGCAUUGUCCUCGUCCUGGCGCAGUCGAUGGAACUCCCUAUACCCCGCGAUUUCAGCAAACCGUCUGCGGCCACGGCCUUCUUAGCCGUUCUCUUCGCCUUUCUCGGCCUCAGCGACUUGACCACGCUGUCGCUGCAUGAGCAAAUCUACGACGAGUACUGGGGCCUCCAGGCACCCGUGCGCCUUCUCUUCCUCUUUGGCAUCACCGGGUAUUCAUACACAUUCAAGGAGGGCGGUCUCUUUGGGGCAAAGGGUGCCGACUACAGGGCAAGCGCUGGUGCAAGCUUGUGCAAUGGCCUCGUCUUCAGCUGGGGCUUCUUGGAGGUGGCCGUGUGGUUUUGGAUAUACUCUACGCUGAGGGAGGAGAGGAUGGAGAAGGCAAAGAUAGCUGCUGAGAAGCAGGCUAGGGAGGACAAGCAGUUGUAGGUGGUCGAUGAAAUGAUUCUGGAAAGGCAGUUGUGAAGGACUGGCGGUCCAUAGAGGCGAACAAAGUAUAGAUUUCCUAAAAGUACGGCGCAGCGAGUUUGAUUGAUCUUUUGGUUUACUGCUACAGGUUACUUACGCAUUAGUUACCCCUCCUAGACUAGACUUGUCACGAACGAGACAUGAAUAGACUUAUUCUUAUCGCAUCUUGGGCGCG
Molecule: messenger RNA, 723 nt
Organism: Exserohilum turcica Et28A
Lineage: Eukaryota; Fungi; Ascomycota; Dothideomycetes; Pleosporales; Pleosporaceae
Exons: 2
Coding region: 6-509 (167 amino acids)
Source: RefSeq, a predicted model, not a curated record